GUAAAGACUUUCAUCUUCAUUUGCAAAAAAAAAAAAAAUGAUGCUCCGCUGCAAGGGGAAGGCUGAUGAUCAUGAGUACAAAAAAGUUACUCUGGUUCUCAAUGUAGAAGUGUGUGAUUACCAUCACUCUUUGGAGAAAACUAGUCUAUGUGUUGGAAACCUUCAUGGGUUGGAGAAGAUUGAAUCUUUAAAGAUAGAGAGAGAUGGGUUCAUAUAUGAGAUAACAAUUGUGGGUAAAGUUGAUCCCUUGAAGAUUUUGGAGGAGAUGAAGAAUAAACUUGGAAGCACAGUGAAUCUCGUUUCUGUAGUUGAUGAGGAGGACACGCCUAUAAAUACCCAGUUCAGAUUGAAUCUGGCUUGCAACAGAAGUGUCAAGACAGUUCUUAACGUUGUGAGCAAAAGCAAAGGUAAAUUAUCAUUUAAUCCCCCGAGUAGAGAAUGUAUAAUUACAGUCAACAAUUGGUUUAUACUAUGUUUAAUAAGAUUUGAAUUUUCAGAAAAUCAAUACCCUGUAUUUUUUACUAUUGGUUCUGAUGUCUGAAUUGAACAUUAUAAAAAAAGAUUACAACUUUUCAAUUCUUGAUUCCAAGCAUAUUAUAUACCUAGUAGCUUAGCUGUAAAGAAAGAUUUCAACUUUUACAUCUUUUUGAAGGAUUUCAAGGGAUAAACAUAGAGAGGACGAAGAAUUUGGUGACUGUGAAAGGGGAAAAUGUGGAAACAGAGAAGCUGAGGCUGACUCUGCAGAAGAAACUGAACAGUGCCGUGGAGGUUAUUGUGCCGCCGCCGAAUCAAGAAGCUAAGAAGGUUUUCGCCGCCGUGCCUCAGCCUCACUGGGCGGAGUGCGGUGGCCCCAGUCAUGAUGAUCAGGAGGUCUGUGGGAUCAUGUGAUUAUGGUUCCAGAUCAAAGGUCAAAGUUGCAGUUCAUAUACUUCGAUUUUAGUAAAGAUAGAACAGCCACUACAUACCAAGUAUACUCCUUUAGGACCUUUAGGUGUGUUUAUAUGAAAUAUAAAAGAAAAAUGAAGAUAUAAUUAAAGAAAAUAUCCAGCCAGAAUCUCUUUAGAGAGGCCGGCUUGAAACGCUUAUACAGUCUACUAAUCCUUCACAUGAAUUAACUUAGGGUACGAGUUUAAGAAUGACUAACCUUAUGUUAACAUUAAAAUAGUGUGUAGUAAGUGUACUAUUUUUUUUUUAAUUCAAAGGCACUUGCCCACUUGGAUCCUAUAUGAUCAAAUAGGAGGUCAUCUUAAUGAGAAAAUUUUGUUUCUAAA
Messenger RNA from Cuscuta epithymum, 1271 nucleotides. The record is from the annotation of a GenBank genome assembly. Lineage: Eukaryota; Viridiplantae; Streptophyta; Magnoliopsida; Solanales; Convolvulaceae.